CAAACGGAAAUGCAAUGAAAAGCGCCGAGAAAACACAAAAUAGUGCUAAAAUUAAAAAGGAAAAACCCGUGGAGUCUACACGAACAUUCAGACUAGCCCAUCAGAUUGUUAGUCUCACGGGAAUUAGUUUCGAGAAGCGGAAUAUUAUUGGCUCCGUUGAAUUGACAAUUGUCCCCACGACAGAUCGGCUGCGUCUUCUUCGUCUCAAUGCAAAACAGUGCAGUAUUUACAAGGUGUCCCUCAAUGACACGUACGAGGCGAAAUUCUUCUACUUUGACCCGUUUCUGGACAUCUGUCAGGACACAAAGACCCGGAGUCUGGAGCUAUUCUCAAAAUUGCACUUAGCAGCCGCUCAGAAGGUUGAUGCUGACCUCAAUGCUGGGGAGUUGAUCGUUGUUAUUCCCAGUGAGGCAGCUCAUCUGGUCGGGGAGGGUCGUGGAUUGCGGGUGAGUAUUGAAUUCUCGUUGGAGAAUCCCGCAGGAGGAGUGCAUUUUGCCAUCCCCGAGGGUGAGGGCACCAUGACUGAGCUGGCGGCUCACAUGUACACGUGUUGCCAUGAAAAUUCCUCCCGAUUGUGGUUCCCAUGCGUGGAUAGCUUCGCUGAACCGUGUACGUGGAAGUUGGAGUUCACUGUGGAUGAGAGUAUGACAGCUGUAAGUUGUGGAGAUCUCGUGGAGGUCGUCAUGACGCCGGAUUUGCGUCAAAAAACAUUCCACUACAGCGUAUCGACACCCGUUUGUGCUCCGAAUAUUGCUCUCGCCGUGGGACCAUUUGAGAUCUACGUGGAUCCACAUAUGCACGAAGUUACGCACUUCUGCCUGCCACAGCUGAUGCCACUCCUCAAGAACUCCGUGCGCUACAUUCAUGAGGCGUUUGAAUUUUACGAGGAAACCCUGUCAACGCGAUAUCCCUUCAGUUGCUACAAGCAGGUCUUUGUAGAUGAGCUACAGGUGGAAGCGAGCGCCUACUCCACCAUGUCCAUCCUCUCGACGCAUCUCCUUCACUCAAUUGCAAUCAUUGAUCAAACCUUCAUUACGCGCAAAAUUAUGUCCAAAGCCAUUGCUGAGCAGUUCUUCUCGUGCUUCAUCACAAUGCAACACUGGUCGGACACGUGGCUACCCAAAGGGAUUGCCGAGUACCUGUGUGGAUUGUACUCGAAGAAAUGCUUCGGUAACAAUGACUACCGUGAGUGGAUUCAGUCCGAAUUGGCGGAAGUAGUGCGCUACGAGGAACACUAUGGUGGUAUUGUGUUGGAUUGCAGUCAACCACCAGCGCCACUACCGGUGUCCUCAUCCCAGCCGCAGACUGUUCAACGUCAACCUGAGAUCCUUCACUACUUCCCCAUACGCAGCCUGCACACAAUGUCACCAAAGUAUGUGGAAACAAUGCGUAGGAAGGCACAUCUGGUCAUCCGCAUGCUGGAGCACCGUAUUGGUCAGGAACUCCUUCUGCAGGUCUUCAAUAAACAACUGGCACUCGCCACAAAUGCCGCCACGACGAAGAUUGGUAGUGGAUUGUGGCAUCAUCUUCUCAUCUCGACGGAUGUCUUCACAAAGGCAAUUUUCACGGUAACCGGAAAGGAUAUGUCUGUGUUCAUGGAUCAAUGGGUACGUACAGGUGGGCAUGCCAAGUUCAGCCUCACGAGCGUCUUCAACAGGAAGCGCAAUACAAUUGAGCUGGAAAUUCGGCAGGAUUCGGUGAAUCAGAAAGGUGUCCGGAAGUACGUGGGGCCCCUGCUGGUGCAACUUCAGGAGCUCGAUGGAACCUUCAAGCACACCCUACAGAUUGAGAACACGGUGGUCAAGUCGGAUAUCACGUGCCACUCGAAGAGCAGGAGGAAUAAGAAAAAGAAGAUUCCCCUCUGCACUGGAGAGGAGGUGGAUAUGGAUUUAACCCCGAUGAAUGAUUCACCCGUCCUGUGGAUUCGUCUAGAUCCCGAGAUGACCAUCCUCCGGGCUGUCAAUGUGGAACAGCCGGACUUUCAAUGGCAAUUCCAGCUGCGUCAUGAGCGGGAUGUUACUGCCCAAUUGGAUGCAAUCAAGGCUCUGGAGAAGUACGCCACUCCAGCCACGAGGAUGGCACUCACGGAUACCAUUGAGAAUGAGCAGUGCUUCUUCAAGGUGCGCUGCCAGGCGGCACUGUGCCUCACAAAGGUAGCCAAUGCUAUGGCUACCAGUUGGCAGGGACCCCCAGCUAUGCUCACGAUUUUCCGGAAGCUCUUUGGCUCCUUCAGUGCACCCCAUAUUAUUCGGCAGAAUAAUUUCUCCAACUUCCAACAUUAUUUCCUGCAGAAGACAAUCCCCGUUGCAAUGGCGGGAUUGAGGACAUCUCAUGGUAUUUGCCCACCGGAAGUAAUGAGAUUCCUUUUGGAUCUCUUCAAGUACAACGACAACACCCGGAAUCACUACUCUGACAACUACUACAGGGCAUCCCUUGUGGAGGCACUCGGGAAUGCAAUAACACCCGUGAUCUCGGUGAUUCAGCAGGGAACAACAAUUACAGCUGAGAAUCUCUCACCGGAUGCAAAACUCGUCCUGGAGGAAGUGACACGUUUGCUGAACUUGGAAAAGCAUCUGCCCUCCUACAAGUACUCCGUGUCUGUUGCGUGCUUAAAAGUCAUCCGGAAAUUGCAGAAAUGCGGUCAUCUACCACCAAGCCCCAAUAUCUAUCGAAGCUAUGCAGCCUAUGGGCAGUAUUUGGAUCUCCGUGUGGCGGCCAUGGAAUGCUUGGUGGACUUUGUAAAAGUCGAUGGGAGAUGGCAGGAUUUGGAGCAUCUGCUGGAUCUCCUUGAGACUGAUCCUGAUCCAAUGGCACGGCACCUCUUGGCGAGACUUCUCAUUGAGAAUCCUCCCUUUGUUCGGGGGGAUCGACAUCGGCUGGACAAGGAGAAGCUUGUUGAGAGAAUUUGGAAUACAAUGAAUACGGGUUUGGCAUCAGAUCCUGUCUUGCGGUGCGACAUGGUGGAUCUCUAUUAUGCCCUCUAUGGCACAAAGAGGCCCUUUUGCCUGCCAACUCCCGAACUUCAGGCUAUUAUGAAGCCCCAAAAAAUUGCCCCAUUGCCCACAAUCUCACCCAGCUUGACAACAGUUCCCACAUCUCUUCCACCAGAGCAUAUUUCAACACUUCCGGGAAUUUCCGGGGACUCCCUUGGGGAGAGUCAGAAGAGAAAGGUCGAUCAAGUGAUGGAUUUGGUGAUGAAAGUUGAACCGAAGAGUGAAGUAAUUGAGCUUCCUGAUGUGGAUGUUAUUAGUACAUCCCUUCCACCGCAGGGUGAUGUUCCACCGCCGAAAAAAGCCAAAACUGAAUACUAUUCGGACAAUUCUGUCUCCCUGCCGGGCAUUAUGGGUGCCACGGGGAGUAAUCCAGUUGGUUUUGAACCGGGUAUGUUUAAGCAGGAAGAGGAUCAGCAGCCAAAGAUCAAGACUGAUCAACCAAAGCCCAAGAAGAGGAAGAAGGACAAGAAGAAGCAUAAGCAUAAGCAUAAACAUAAGCACAACAAGGACAAGGAUCGGGACAGAGACCGAGAAAAGUCCAAGGAGAAGAAGGAUCCAAAUAUUGCGAGAGUGAUGCACGUUAAGGAGGAAACCCAGGAGACACUCAGCUCCCCAGAUAGCUCCAGCAACAGCAAUUUGAUCACAAUUGACUCACAUAUUGAUUGAAAGAAAAAUUAGAAAUUCUUUUCCAUGUUGUUGAAUACAAUCUUUAUUCAUUUAUAGAUCAGAUCGCUAAGAAUAAUAAAACAAAUAAUAAGUAUAGGUA
Lutzomyia longipalpis is the source of this 3759-nucleotide messenger RNA. It is a transcript of the gene Taf2, whose product is annotated as transcription initiation factor TFIID subunit 2. NCBI's taxonomy places the organism in Eukaryota, Metazoa, Arthropoda, Insecta, Diptera, Psychodidae. The transcript has 5 exons. The record is from RefSeq and is a predicted model, not a curated record. Gene Ontology annotation, molecular function: chromatin binding; zinc ion binding; transcription cis-regulatory region binding. Gene Ontology annotation, cellular component: transcription factor TFIID complex. The coding region runs from base 15 to 3659 and encodes 1214 amino acids. Gene Ontology annotation, biological process: transcription initiation at RNA polymerase II promoter.